This is a messenger RNA of Chiroxiphia lanceolata (lance-tailed manakin), 3930 nucleotides long. RefSeq names its product kinase suppressor of ras 1 (gene KSR1). The transcript has 20 exons. Gene Ontology annotation, molecular function: ATP binding; protein kinase activity. The coding region runs from base 16 to 2673 and encodes 885 amino acids. Lineage: Eukaryota; Metazoa; Chordata; Aves; Passeriformes; Pipridae. The record is from RefSeq and is a predicted model, not a curated record. Gene Ontology annotation, biological process: protein phosphorylation.
CCCUGAUGCCGAGGGAUGGAUAGAGCGGCUGCCCUGCGAGCCGCCGGCAUGCUGGAGAGGAAGGAGCGGAGCGGCGGCGAGGCGGCGGGGCCGCGGGGCUUGCCGGCCGUGCGGAGCACGCUGCAGCAGUGCGGGCUGCUGCAGGACCUCAUCGACAUCUCGCUCUCCAACCUGCGCGGGCUCCGCACCAAGUGCGCCGCGUCCAACGACCUCACGCAGCAGGAGAUCCGCACGCUGGAGGUGAAGCUCAUCGACUACAUCCACCGGCAGCGGCAGUGCAAGCUGAGCGUGCCCCUGAGCGACAGGACGGCCGAGCUCAACAGCUACCCCCGCUUCCACGACUGGCUGGACAUCGUCAACGUGAGGAAAGAGGUUGUGCAGAGGAUACCAGAGGAGCUGACCUUGGAUGCCUUACUAGAAAUGAAUGAGUCAAAGGUGAAGGAGACAAUGAAGAGGUGUGGUGCCAGAGAUGAGGAGUGCUCCAGGCUCAACGGGGCACUGAGCUGCCUAAGGAAGGUGACAGAAUCAGGUGGGGAGCUGAAGGACGACGUGCUGGUGACCCCGCCCGAGAUGCGCCGGGACAGCAGCUCCUGCCCGGACCCCGCGGCCCUGCCCGUGCCCAGGGCCAGCCCCCAGCCCCGCUGUGGCUCCGUGUCCACGGCCCCCCCCGCAGACCCUCUGCAGAGCCUCGGCCCCUCCGUGUACACAGAGACCCUCCUGGAGCCCCUGGUGCCCCCGGCCCAGGGCAGGCUGGCACCCAGGACUCACAGCAUCACCAUCACCCCCCCGGCCACCCCACAGGCCAAGCGGCGCCACAAGCUGAAGCCACCACGGACUCCUCCCCCCCCUUGCCGGAAGGUUUUCCAGCUGCUGCCCAACUUCCCGACCCUCACGAGGAGCAAGUCCCACGAAUCACAGCUGGGAAACAGGAUAGAUGAAGUUCCUCCAAUAAAGUUCGAGCUCUCCCAGGGAUCCCCUCAGACGGUACGAAGAGACUUUGGCCUGGCGGUGACACACAGGUUCUCUACAAAGUCCUGGCUCUCUCAGAUCUGCCAAGUCUGUCAGAAGAGCAUGAUGUUCGGGGUGAAGUGUAAGUACUGCAGAUUAAAAUGUCACAACAAAUGUACUAAAGAGGCACCUGCUUGUAGAAUAUCCUUCCUUCCCAUAGCAAAAAUAAGAAGAACAGAGUCUGUCCCCUCUGAUAUCAAUAAUCCAGUAGACAGACCCACAGAACCACAGUUUGGAACUCUCCCCAAAGCACUAACUAAAAAGGAGCAUCCACCAGCAAUAAACCACCUGGACUCCAGCAGUAAUCCUUCCUCUACAACCUCAUCUACUCCAUCUUCCCCAGCACCUUUCCAGUCUUCCAACCCUCCCAGUGCAACACCUCCCCCCAACCCCUCUCCCAUGGGCCAGAGGGACGGGCGCUUUAACUUCCCAGCUGCCUACUACCUUCAGCAUAGACAACAGUUUAUCUUCCCAGAAAUUCCCAGUCCUGCACAAACAGCACAACCUCCAGAAACUGCUGCAGACACUAACACUGCCCAGCCAGGCCCGGGCGGAGCCGGACGGGAGGCAGAGGUGGAAGAACCAGAGACAAAUAAAUCGGAGCCCGAGGAUGACGAGGACGAGGUGGAGGAUUUGCCGAACCGGCGGCCGCACCUGCAGGGGAUGAUCUACCGCAAACCCAGCCAGACCAGCGUGUACCUGCAGGAGUGGGACAUCCCCUUCGAGCAGGUCCAGCUGGGGGACCCCAUCGGCCAGGGCCGCUGGGGGAAGGUCUACAAGGGCAAGUGGCACGGGGAGGUGGCCAUCAGGCUGCUGGAGAUCGACGGCAACAACCAGGAUCAUCUCAAGCUCUUUAAAAAGGAGGUGAUGAACUACAGACAGACCCGGCACGAGAACGUGGUGCUGUUCAUGGGAGCCUGCAUGAACCCCCCUCACUUAGCAAUCAUUACCAGCUUCUGCAAAGGAAGGACACUGCACUCCUUUGUGAGGGACCCCAAGAUAUCCCUGGACAUUAACAAAACCAGGCAGAUAGCACAGGAGAUCAUCAAGGGCAUGGGGUAUCUCCACGCAAAGGGCAUCGUACAUAAGGACCUGAAAUCCAAGAAUGUUUUCUAUGACAAUGGCAAAGUUGUGAUCACCGACUUUGGAUUAUUUGGAAUUUCCGGUGUGGUUCAGGAAGGAAGGAGGGAGAAUGAACUGAAGCUGCCUCAUGACUGGUUGUGCUACCUGGCCCCCGAGAUCGUCCGUGAGAUGGCCCCAGGGAAAGAUGAAGACAAGCUGCCUUUCUCCAAAGCUGCAGAUAUCUAUGCCUUUGGGACGGUGUGGUACGAGCUGCAGGCCCGGGAGUGGCCAUUCAGGACCCAGCCUGCCCAGGCGCUCAUCUGGCAGAUCGGCAGCGGCGAGGGCGUCAGGCAGCUCCUGGCAACCGUCAGUCUGGGCAAGGAAGUCAACGAAAUCCUCUCGGCGUGCUGGGCCUUCGACCUGAGCGAGCGGCCCAGCUUCACUGUCCUCAUGGAAAUGCUUGAAAAACUGCCAAAACUGAACCGCCGGCUCUCCCACCCGGGGCACUUCUGGAAGUCUGCUGACAUUAACAGUAGCAAAGUUGUCCUGCGUUUUGAAAGAUUUGGCUUGGGGAUCCUGGAGCCGAGUAACCCAAAGCUGUAGCCGGGUGUCCCUGUGACCUGUUUCUGCUCCCACACAGCACCAGAAACCCUCAGUGGCUCCUCCGUGCCGAGGCUGGUGCAGCCCCUCUGAAGACCAUCAGCUCAGCCCCGUGUCCUGCCUGAGCACCAGCAGUUAUUUAAACAAUGUUUACAUGAUACUUUUGUGUGAACUAUAUUUUUUUAAACAUAAUAAACAGUGAAUCAAGUUUAACUACAGCCAUUCUCAAAUAGCACUGAGAUAGAAGAACAGUUUCUGGUUCCUCCUUGUGUCUGUGGUCAGUAGGAGCCACGCUCUCCCUUCAGAGCUGUGGGUUCCCUCAGCAGUGGGACAGUUGCUGCAGAACAGGAACGUGGCUCCUACGAGGCACUGCCUCCCAGAGGGGGAUUUCCUUCCUGGAGGUAAAGCCCAGCCUGCUGCACUGGGACCUGCCCAAAGCAGGCACUGAACCCCGAGGUCUGUUUGAGCAGGGCUGGUCCAGCUCUGGGUCACCCUGAACUCAGCACAGAUGUCCUGCUGCAGGAGGGCUGGCUCAGUUAGUGACUCAAGUGCUCUUCUCCACAGAACUCACACUAAAACCUGCUCCUUCUCAUACAAUGCCAGAGGAAUUGAGACUUGCUGGCCUUUAAAAAUAAACCCAUGACACGUCACAGCUCUGCACAGGGGGCAAAUUUUUCUUUUGAAAUUUAGGCACAAGUUCCAGUCCCCUGAAGUUGUGGCAUUUCUGGAAACAUAACACUGUCCAACAGCCUCGACCCUUCCAGCCCCAUCACUGUUGGCUGGUCAACAGCAGGGGAUCUGCCAACUGCCCUGGUCCUGCCCAAACAAAACCCCUGCACACUGUGGGAGGAGAGAAGGUCCCCAUCCUACACACAGGGAAGUGGCUGGGGAAGUCAGUGUGGGUUUCUCCUCCCAUGGGGAAAGACAAACCCAUGGUGGGAUUGUCUUUGCUCAGGGACCAGGGUGUACCUGGCAAGAGAGAUAGGAAAAGGGAAAAGCUGGCCCUAAAUAAUGCAUUAAGUAAGACCUUGAUGCACUGAGCUUGUUAAGAGCUUCAGAGUCAUUGCACAUACACAGUGUUGCCACCACCUACCAUCAGCCCCAUUUAAACCUCAAGCUCUUUGUGAAAAAUACAGGACUCCAGCAGUUGUUUUGGGUAAAAAACUUAGGAACAACAGAAAUCUUGCAACCAGGAAGGGUCUGGAGGCCCCACCUCAGUCCAACAGCUCAGACUUGUUUCAAAGGUUUGUUUUAAGACCA